Molecule: messenger RNA, 1898 nt
Organism: Condylostylus longicornis
Lineage: Eukaryota; Metazoa; Arthropoda; Insecta; Diptera; Dolichopodidae
Gene: Spt-I
Product: serine palmitoyltransferase 1
Exons: 2
Coding region: 164-1579 (471 amino acids)
Biological process (GO): ceramide biosynthetic process; sphingosine biosynthetic process
Cellular component (GO): endoplasmic reticulum
Molecular function (GO): pyridoxal phosphate binding; serine C-palmitoyltransferase activity
Source: RefSeq, a predicted model, not a curated record
UGAUAACUUCAUUUUGCCGUAGUAAGCUAUAAAGCAGCAUUGAAAAGUCAACAAGAUUUUAUAAAAAGUAAAAUAGUGUGACUAAUAAUCAAAGCUGCAAAAAUUUCCAGAAUUUGUCUAGAUAAGGUAGCAGUAAGGAAUUACAUACACCACACCCUUUAACAUGCUUACUGUUUCACACCUUAUCGAGGAAAUACUUAAAAUAUAUCAUGCGACACCUGAAUAUGCUAUUCUGCAGGCGGUUUUUAUUUUACUUAUUUCUGCAUACUUAAUUUUUAUGAAGAAUCAAAAACGGAAAAAGAAAUUUACCCGCGAAGAAGAGGAAGCUAUAAUAGCAAAUUAUACACCUGAACCUCUAGUACCUGAAAUCCCCGAAGACCAUCCCAAGUUACACCCAAAACUAGUUUUAAGUAAAAUUGGUAAAAUAAUUAAUUUAAAUGGUCAUAGUUGCAUAGAUUUAGCGACACAUAAUUAUUUAAGUUUGAUUGGUGAUAAAGAAAUCGAAGAAAAAGCGAUAAAAUCUAUUAAGAAAUAUGGCAUAGGUUCUUGUGGACCUCGAGGCUUCUAUGGAACUGUCGAUGUUCACUUGGAACUGGAGCAAAGGCUAGCCGAUUUCAUGAAAAUGGAAGAAGCUAUACUAUAUUCUUACGGAUUUUCAACAAUCGCCAGUGCAAUUCCAGCUUAUUCGAAAAAAAGUGAUGUCAUCUUUGCUGACGAACAAGUAAAUUUUGCUAUUCAAAAAGGUAUAGAAGCUUCUCGAAGCGUAGCAUACUUUUACAAACACAAUGAUAUGGAGGAUUUAGAAAGAUUAUUAGUAGAGCAAAGUAAACGUGAAAUAAAAAACCCUAAAAAAGCAGCUAAAACCAAAAAAUUUUUAAUAGCCGAAGGUAUUUAUAUGAACACUGGUGAAAUAUGUCCCCUACCUGAAUUAAUUGAAUUAAGAAAAAAGUACAAAUUACGGAUGUUCCUUGAAGAAAGCAUAUCAUUUGGGACCCUCGGGAAACAUGGUCGAGGGGUUACAGAACAUUUCAAUGUUGAUCUAAUAGAUGUUGACUUAAUAUCAGCAGGUUUAGAAUACGCUGUAGGAUCAAUCGGAGGAUUCUGUGUUGGAUCCUCUUUUAUUAUAGAACAUCAACGAUUAUCAGGAUUGGGUUAUUGCUUCUCAGCCUCACUGCCCCCUUUAUUAGCGCAAGCAGCAAUAACUGCUUUAGAUCGUUUUCAAGAUAAACCAGAAAUGUUUGAAACUUUAAGAAGUAUUAGCAAAAAAAUGCACUUAAAAUUGAACAAAUUAACUUAUGUAAAAGUUCGUGGUAACGAAAUAUCUCCCGUGAAACAUCUCUAUAUUAAAGAUGAAGAAUAUGAUAGGAAACAAGAAUCAAUGCUUUUGUCAAAAAUAGUUGAUUUGUGCGCGGAGCACGGAUUAGCUGUUGUUGAAACCCAGUAUUUAGACGAAGUGGAAAUAAUUCAUCCCCGUCAUAGUUUAAGAAUUACUUGUAAUAUAUCAUUGUCUGAUAGCGAUUUAACUGUUAUCUAUGAUACAUUAGAACUUGUUACAAAAUUAGUAUUAAGUUCAAGCUAAGUAUUUGCUAUAAUGAAAUACGGACAUGGCAUAAAUUAGUCUAAUUAGAAAUAAAAAAUAAAAGUGUUUUUUGUACAAGUUUGUUCCUUGUCACAGAUAUAAGUUAUAAAAGCUUUUUAUGUUUCUGUUAUACAAUAUUUAAGUGGUCUACACAUUCUAAGUAAUUUUAAGAAAAUUGUUUCACUUUUCUGUUUGUUUUUAUCUGUUUUUUUUUUUUAAGACUAAGUUACUGAUUAAAGACUCACUGCUUAAUUUUCAAUAUUUUCACUUUUAUAUAAUAUGUUAAAGAAAAGAGGAAGCUAAAAAAUAAUAAAUUUAA